Oryza sativa Japonica Group (Japanese rice) is the source of this 2437-nucleotide messenger RNA. Its product is annotated as cell division cycle 20.2, cofactor of APC complex. NCBI's taxonomy places the organism in Eukaryota, Viridiplantae, Streptophyta, Magnoliopsida, Poales, Poaceae. The record is from RefSeq and is a predicted model, not a curated record. Gene Ontology annotation, biological process: anaphase-promoting complex-dependent catabolic process; positive regulation of ubiquitin protein ligase activity; positive regulation of anaphase-promoting complex-dependent catabolic process. Gene Ontology annotation, cellular component: anaphase-promoting complex. Gene Ontology annotation, molecular function: anaphase-promoting complex binding; protein binding; ubiquitin ligase activator activity.
UGCGCACUAGCCGUUGCGACUUGCGAGUUGCGAUCGCCGCCGCCGCCCACCUCCCAUGUCCCAUCGGCCAUCGCUUCCUACAAAUACGCUCCCCUGUCGAGACCCUAAACCCCACAAAGCAAGCAUCGCAUCUCUCUUCUUCUCCCCCCCUCCUCGCCGCCUCUCCCCUCUCGUCGAUCCGACGCGCUUGGGGGAGUCGACGCUUUCUCUUCUCGCUUGCUAAUCAAAGCUCUCGCAUAAUUCCCGUCUCUGUUUCGUUAAUUUCCGCUUGUUUCAUUUAAUUACAUAGUCUUCUUAGCGUGUUGAUUUUUCUGUUUGAUCCUGUGAUUGAUCUAGUUUACUUCUAGUGAUCUUUAUUGCUGCUGGUAUUACUGCUGUUUGUUUCCUUGUUAUUUGCGUGCUUGUGCUCUUCUGUUUCUGCUAACCAUGGACGCAGGCUCCCACUCGAUCUCGUCGGAGAAGAGCCACGGACUCGCGCCGCGGCCGCCGCUCCAGGAGGCCGGCUCCCGCCCGUACAUGCCAUCGCUGAGCACUGCCUCGCGCAACCCGUCGGCCAAGUGCUACGGGGAUAGGUUCAUACCGGACAGGUCGGCGAUGGACAUGGACAUGGCGCACUACCUGCUCACGGAGCCCAAGAAGGACAAGGAGAACGCGGCGGCGUCCCCGUCCAAGGAGGUGUACCGGAGGCUGCUCGCCGAGAAGCUGCUCAACAACCGGACACGGAUCCUCGCCUUCCGGAACAAGCCACCGGAGCCCGAGAACGUCUCUGCCGCGGAUACUGCUUCUACCCACCAGGCCAAGCCGGCCAAGCAGCGGCGCUACAUUCCCCAGUCUGCCGAGAGGACUCUGGAUGCACCGGACCUCGUCGACGAUUACUAUCUCAACCUGCUGGACUGGGGAAGCAAGAACGUGCUGUCCAUUGCGCUGGGCGACACGGUGUACCUGUGGGACGCCUCGAGCGGAUCCACAUCUGAGCUCGUGACCGUGGACGAGGACAGCGGCCCGAUCACCAGCGUCAGCUGGGCUCCUGACGGCCAGCAUGUCGCCGUUGGCCUCAACUCUUCCGACAUCCAGCUCUGGGACACCAGCUCCAACCGACUGCUUAGAACUCUGAGAGGUGUGCACGAAUCAAGAGUCGGUUCACUCGCAUGGAACAACAACAUCCUGACCACUGGCGGUAUGGACGGCAACAUCGUGAACAAUGACGUAAGAAUCAGGAACCAUGUCGUGCAGACAUACCAGGGGCACAGCCAGGAGGUGUGCGGGCUCAAGUGGUCUGGUUCAGGGCAGCAGCUGGCCAGUGGUGGCAACGACAACCUUCUUCACAUUUGGGAUGUGUCCAUGGCAUCGUCCGUCCCAUCUGCAGGCCGCAACCAGUGGCUGCACAGGCUCGAGGAUCACACGGCCGCUGUGAAAGCGCUUGCAUGGUGCCCAUUCCAGAGCAACCUGCUUGCAACUGGAGGUGGUGGUAGCGACCGGUGCAUCAAGUUCUGGAACACACACACCGGUGCAUGCUUGAACUCUGUCGAUACCGGAUCGCAGGUGUGCGCUCUUCUAUGGAACAAAAAUGAGAGAGAGCUUCUGAGUUCACACGGAUUCACGCAGAACCAGCUGACAUUGUGGAAGUACCCGUCGAUGGUUAAGAUGGCUGAACUCACUGGCCAUACUUCCCGUGUCCUUUUCAUGGCUCAGAGUCCUGAUGGUUGCACAGUAGCAUCGGCUGCUGCAGAUGAGACCCUGCGGUUCUGGAAUGUGUUUGGUAGUCCUGAAGCCCCCAAGCCUGCAGCCAAGGCUUCCCACACUGGGAUGUUCAACAGCUUCAACCAUCUCAGAUAAGGAUGAACCAGGUGAACAAAUUCGUCUAUUUGAUCUGGUCCUUUGGACAGCUUAAAAAUGAUCGUGCUGAUUGAGAUGGCCUUGGCACAAUAGGCUGUGCAAGAAGAGCAUUGCAGUGCUUCUCAUGAUAAUGAUCCAAUCGUUUCGCUUUCAAACGGAAGAUCGCAAGUGAGAUUUGGCUUCAUCGAUAUCUUCAUCUUUGAUUGGUAGAUACUAUCUUCGACUUCAAGUUCACAAAGAGCACCAAAAAGAACCUGGAAAUGUGCAAAACCUUAUCACUUAUCGGGGAAUGAAAUGCUGAGUUGGUGACUUGAGAUAGGAAUAUAUACUUCUGGCAAUUUAGUUAGUUAUUCUGUACAUUAUCUAAAAAAAAGUUAGUUCUUCUGUAGAGCAUAUGUAAAGCACACACAUAGUAUCUAAAAAAAUUGAUCUUGUUUUAAUUGCGCCAAAAGAUCAAUUUUUGAAGAAUCUUUUGGUGGAAACAUCAAAUGAUCGGUUUGAUGUAACAAAACAAGAGGUGUAGUUCAAAUAUUUAUGUACGUUCUUCCUCCGUUUCAUAUCAUACUAUUCAAAACUAGUCGUUUGACCUUUUUUAGUCAAA